GGUGACAAAGAGACCGGGGAGCCCCUCUGGCUUCAGUCGUCACCCGAGAGAACUUGGUGUUUUUUUGUUGUUGUUUUUUUUAAUAGGCUGGUGGUCUUUUGACAUUUUUAAAUGUUUUAAAUUUUGUUUUAUCAUCAUCAUAUUUGGAGGGGGGAACAACCAUGCCUGUCCGGAGGGGUCAUGUUGCGCCACAAAACACCUUUUUGGGAGUAAUUAUCCGGAAAUUCGAAGGACAAAACAGGAAAUUCAUCAUCGCCAAUGCCCGGGUGCAGAACUGCGCCAUCAUCUACUGUAAUGACGGCUUCUGCGAGAUGACGGGCUUCUCCCGGCCGGACGUCAUGCAGCGGCCGUGCACCUGCGACUUCCUGCACGGCCAGGCCACCGCCCGGCACUCGGCGGCCCAGGUGGCCCAGGCCCUGCUGGGCUCCGAGGAGCGCAAGGUGGAGAUCACCUACCACCGCAAGGACGGUUCAAACUUCCUCUGCGUCACCCAUGUCAUCCCCGUGAAGAACGAAGAGGGCAUGGUCAUGAUGUUCAUCCUCAACUUCGACUACGUCCUGUACGAAGGAAGCAGCGACUCGCUGGAGAGACUCAACCACACGUCGCCGGCCAAAGCUGACCGACGAAAAGGGCGAUUCUUCCGCUUCUGCUUCCCGGCCAUCCCUCUGCUGGGCCUCAGCAAGCAGUCGCUGCCCCAGGAGGACCCGGACGCCGUCACGGUGGACUCUCCUCGCCACAGCGACGGCUCGGUGGCGACGCGCGACGACCAGCUCCCCGCCGCCGCCGCCACGCGCGAGAGCUGCAGCCCGACCGACGCCAACGACACCCGCGCCCUCAUCGGCCCCAUCAGCCACUGCUCCACCCCCGUGUCGGGGCCCUUGGACCACUCGUCGCCAAAGGGCCCCUGGGACCGGACGUACCAGACCCACCGGCGCCGGAGCAAGGAGGACGGCAUCACCGCGGCGCCGUCCAUCCCGGGCCUCACGCCAACCGCCUCCAGAGAGAGCGUGUGCAGCAUCCGCAGAGCGUCCUCCGUGCACGACGUCCAGGGCUACGGGGCCAACUCCAAGGGUGCGUUCAGGGACCGGCACGCCGGUGAAGGGCCGCUGAGUCAUAUCCGAUCCAGCCUUCUGGGCUCCACCUCCGAAUCCAACCUGAACCGGUACAGCACCAUCAACAAGAUCCCCCUCAUCACGCUCAACUUCUCCGAGGCCAACAACGAGAAGAAGUGCCCCUCCCCUCCGUCCUCCGAGAAAACCCUCAUCGCCCCCAAGGUCAAGGACCGCACGCACAAUGUCACCGACAAGGUCGCGCAGGUCCUCUCUCUGGGUGCAGACGUGCUGCCCGAGUACAAGCUCCAGACCCCGCGCAUGGACAAGUGGACCAUCCUCCACUACAGUCCCUUCAAGGCCGUGUGGGACUGGCUGAUCCUGCUGCUGGUCAUCUACACGGCCAUCUUCACGCCUUACUCCGCCGCCUUCCUCCUCAACGACAUCGAGGAGCAGAGGCGGCGCGAGUGCGGUUACUCCUGCUCCCCCCUCAACGUGGUGGACCUGAUCGUGGACAUCAUGUUCAUCGUGGACAUCCUCAUCAACUUCAGGACCACGUACGUCAACGCCAACGAGGAGGUGGUCAGCCACCCGGCCAAGAUCGCCAUCCACUACUUCAAAGGCUGGUUCCUCAUCGACAUGGUGGCCGCCAUCCCAUUCGACCUGCUCAUCUUCGGCUCAGGAUCAGAUGAGACCACCACCCUGAUCGGCCUCCUGAAGACCGCCCGCCUGCUGCGGCUUGUCCGGGUCGCACGCAAGCUGGACCGCUACUCCGAGUACGGCGCCGCCGUCCUCAUGCUGCUCAUGUGCAUCUUCGCCCUGAUCGCCCAUUGGCUGGCCUGCAUCUGGUACGCCAUUGGCAACGUGGAGAAGCCGUACCUGGAGCACAAGAUCGGCUGGCUGGACAACCUGGGCGUGUCCAUCGGAAAGAAGUACAACUACAGCGACCCCAGCUCGGGCCCGUCCAUCAAGGACAAGUACGUCACGGCGCUCUACUUCACCUUCAGCAGUCUGACCAGCGUGGGCUUCGGCAACGUGUCCCCCAACACCAACUCCGAGAAGAUCUUCUCCAUCUGCGUCAUGCUCAUCGGCUCUCUAAUGUACGCCAGCAUCUUUGGGAACGUGUCCGCCAUCAUCCAAAGGUUGUACUCCGGUACGGCCCGGUAUCACCUCCAGAUGCUCCGGGUCAAAGAAUUCAUCCGUUUCCACCAGAUCCCGAACCCGCUGAGGCAGAGGCUGGAGGAGUACUUCCAACACGCCUGGACCUACACCAACGGCAUCGACAUGAAUAUGGUCCUGAAGGGUUUCCCCGAGUGCCUGCAGGCGGACAUCUGCCUCCACCUCAACCAGACGCUCCUGGAGGGCUGCAAGGUGUUCCAAGGGGCCACCAAGGGCUGCCUCCGGGCCCUGGCCAUGAGGUUCAAGACCACCCACGCGCCCCCGGGAGACACGCUGGUCCACGGCGGGGACGUGCUCACCGCGCUCUACUUCGUCUCCCGCGGCUCCAUCGAGAUCCUCAAGGACGACAUCGUCGUGGCGAUCCUCGGUAAGAACGACAUCUUUGGCGAGAUGAUCCACCUGUUCACCAAGCCGGGGAAGUCCAGCGCCGACGUGCGGGCGCUGAGCUACUGCGACCUGCACACCAUCCAGAGGGACGAGAUCCUGGAGGUGCUGGACAUGUACCCGGAGUUCGCCGACUACUUCCUGGCCAACCUGGAGCUGACCUUUGACCUCCGGGAUGAUAAGACGACCGAUUCCAACACGGACGACGUUGAGGGGCGGAGACGGGUGUCCUACAGACGGAAAUCCUCCACAGGCUCGCACAACAAGGAGCCGGCGGGCGCCGCCUACUGCGACGCCAAGCACGGGCGGCACGUCUUCGCCCCCGCGGCCGCCGAGGAGACGAGGGAGUCCGCCGGGGAGGGGGAGGGCGUCGAGGAGGAGGACGGCAGGGAGGAGGAGCAGAGGCCCCUGUGCGCCGGUGUAGCGGGCUACCCGGUGGUUAGGGACCACGCGGCGGGCGCCGGGCUGAGCGGCGCCGCAGACGCCCAGAACCAGACGUACCACGAGCUCCAUGCAGACGAGUGGGGGCGUCGGCGUCCCGAAGAGGGCGGCGAGGAGGCGUCGGCGUCCCGCUGUCGAGACCCGCCGGGCGGGGAGGACGACAGCGACACGGACCUGACCUACGGGGAGGUGGAGCAACGGCUGGACCUGCUGCAGCAGCACCUCAGCAGACUGGAGUCCCAGAUGACUUCGGACAUCCAGGCCAUCCUGCAGCUCCUCCAGAGGCAGACCACGUCCGGCCCCCCCGCCUACAGCACCGUCACCUCCAGCCCGGAGUACCAGAGGCCGGCCAUCCGGAUCCAGCCGGUGUCCGAGCUCAGCCUGGACCCGGCUCCUCCCCGGCCACAGAGACCCGGCACAGGAAAGACCCAGAACAAAUCCAAAGAGACCCCCCCAGUCCUCCGCACGGAGACCUCUCCAGACGGGAGCGUUGUGGGGCUGCCGGCGGGCGACCCGGAGCCGAGCCACACCCCCAACGGCGUGGAGCCUCCGCCCCCGAGGUCCCCGUCCAGCCGGCAGGCUUCUCUACCCGACAUGCCCAGCAGCUCAGGAAUGUCGGGGCUCUACAGGCCCGUUUCUGACCCGUGGCUUCCAGGAAAGUAGCCCCCCCCCCCCCUCGAGGAACGUCUUCUCUCCAGCUCGACUCAGGGUCUAAGAAAGAGUGUUUAUGCAAAGGAAAACAAACUGUAGACUUUCUUCCAUUUCUUUUUUUCGGACAUCUCCCGGCUCCCUUCUAACUCUGGUCUAGCUGUGUAAAGUCCAUUUAUACCGAGGUCUUUAUACUUAUAUCACGACGUCCUCUCUGUACAUACGCGUCCGAUGGAACGCUGCCAGCAGCACGAGCCCCGCGGGCCUUUUCUAUUAUGCAUGUUUUGGCUUCUCGCGGUUUCCCUUCUUUCGAGUCGCAUGUGGCUCACACGGCCAAUCAGGUGUGAGCUCGGCAUGCUCACCGGCGGCUGCAGCCACGGAGGCUCAUCGGCCGUGACUCCUCCCCCUUUCACUACGGACGACGCUCCGUGAAACUCUCUCCGAGGCUUUUCUUAUAUUCCGCUCGCGGCUUUGAAGCUCCUCUUUUUAUCGGCCGCCCGCCUGCGGAGCUCAACGCUCCGCUUCUUAUUCAGCUCAAACUGAAUAGUGCAGUAGUAAGAAUAGAAUAAUAACAAUGCGUGAACAUCCCAUAGCACAACAAGACUUUUGCAAUAAUGCUGGGGAGGAGAGGAGCAGCAUGGCGGUGUCUCUCUGGAGAGCCUCUCUCUCAUCCUGGGUUGUGCAUUUAGUAGAUUUUAAAAUGCGUAGUUACCGUAUAACCAGCUGCAUCCUGUGAAUAUUUGGGGCAGAUUAGAGGUUUUAAUGAUUUGUUCAUUUACUUUGUCACAAAAAACAUCAUCUCUCGGCACAAGGUGAUGGGUCCCCUCCAGACCAACCAGGAAGUAAAGUAGAAUAAGAAGCCACGUCCUGGCCCCUCCUCCCAGAUGAACCGACGGCCCCGCGUGUCGGUUCUUGGUUGCAUGCUUUAAGUCUUCCAUUGUCUUAACAUUUGUUUGUAAAAUAAAGAGAACAAAAACUUCAAACGCAUCGUUAGUCACGUUUAAGGAGGAUUAAGCUCCGCCUCCAAUAGCCUUACCUUUUAUACGCCUGCUCUAGCCUUUACUGAAUCCUGCUUCUCGGUCACAUGUUUAGGACGCAUGACCAUUAAAUUGUCAAUUUUGUUUUCCAAAAUAAUGCCCAGCAUCAGCUCACGUAUCGCAUGGAGGUCAGCGGAGUGGCCGGUCACGAUGUGUCGGGGUCAGCGCACAACUCAUCCAGAUCUAGAAAUGACUGUUAGGCCUAGUUUUCUAAAAACACAGUUUUGUUUGCCAUUAUUUUUCUAUAUACUUUAGUUUUUGAACCCCCUCGACGUUCAGGCCUCUCUAUGUAGCAAGACGCUGGACGCUGCAUGUUCACAACAUUUCUACGUCAACUUCUUCAGCUUGCUCGACACUUUGACCCCAAAAGAUGGAGGAGCCGUAGUCAUGACGACGGAGGAGAGUACCCUCCCCAGGCCGACAGUCUCUUCUUUAAGCUUUCUUUCACAGAUGUAGAACAAAAGUCUCGACACGUCCGACGCAUGAAGAGCUGAACUUUCGUGGGAUUUGCAAACUUUUGCACAGAUUAGAAGAAAAAACUAAACAACUUGCUGUACUGGAUAUAAAUAUCUUUUUAAAAUCUAGUGCUGUUUUUUUUAAAUGUUUGCCACUGUAUUUUAUACAAUGCACUCAACAGCUCAUUUGAAUGUUUCCGUUCUUGAUUAUAUUUAAAGAAAUGAAAUAUAUUGUGUAAAUACCAGGGGGGGGGAAAACAAAUGCGCAAUUGUAUAAAUGAAUAAACAGAAUGCAUACUGA
Pseudoliparis swirei is the source of this 5494-nucleotide messenger RNA. Its product is annotated as potassium voltage-gated channel subfamily H member 7-like. Gene Ontology annotation, cellular component: membrane. Gene Ontology annotation, molecular function: inward rectifier potassium channel activity. The coding region runs from base 162 to 3716 and encodes 1184 amino acids. Gene Ontology annotation, biological process: potassium ion transmembrane transport; membrane repolarization during action potential. Lineage: Eukaryota; Metazoa; Chordata; Actinopteri; Perciformes; Liparidae. The transcript has 16 exons. The record is from RefSeq and is a predicted model, not a curated record.